Messenger RNA from Gaeumannomyces tritici R3-111a-1, 2360 nucleotides. Its product is annotated as mannan endo-1,6-alpha-mannosidase DCW1. Lineage: Eukaryota; Fungi; Ascomycota; Sordariomycetes; Magnaporthales; Magnaporthaceae. Gene Ontology annotation, biological process: fungal-type cell wall biogenesis; carbohydrate catabolic process. The record is from RefSeq and is a predicted model, not a curated record. Bases 594 to 2120 code for a protein of 508 amino acids. The transcript is spliced from 2 exons. Gene Ontology annotation, molecular function: mannan endo-1,6-alpha-mannosidase activity.
CUUUGUGAAGAUCCCCGUUGAUCUCCAUCGCCGCCCACCCGCACCUGGUUCGCUUGCGGGGGGUUGCUGCGUUCUCGCUCUGGCCUUCUCUUUUUCGUCUUGUUUUCUCAUUCUCACUCCUGUCCGUCUUUUGUUCCUUCUCCCACCACUCAAGGACUCGACGCCGCUGUCUGUUUGUUAGACAGUUUGUGUUGUUCACCUUCGUAACAUGGAGCCUUGAAGCAAAGCGUUUUUCUUUCUUUCUUUUCAUUGCUUUCCCUUUUUUUCCCCUCUCGUCCUCUUUUGUUGUUGACUUUCCCUACAUGCUUGCUCCUGGACGAGCCGGCCGAAUUUCCUAUCUCCCGAUUUCCUUUUCCUAGGCCGCGUCCAGGUGACAGCGAAGACGAUAUAUCACCCACAUACACCAUUGCUGGACAGUGCCCUAUACACUAAUCCGGCCUUCGGGACCUUCGUUUUUUUUUUGUUCACCACACAUACCGACCAGAGCAUGAACCCGGGCAUCUCUUGAGAUCCGAGUCUCGUGCUGCUUUGCCGAAUCCGUCACCUCCUUUUCCAGUUUCCUUCCUUUCAACUCGGACCUCACAUCCCUCGCCAUGAGGUUAUUAAGAAGAGUCGCCGCGGCGGCAUGCCUCCUGACACAGCUGCCAGUGGCCAAUGCCGCCAUUCAAGUUGAUAUAAAGAACCCCAGUUCGGUUAGGACAGCCGCAAGCACGGUCGCGUUUGGUUUAAUGAAGUACUACGCUGGAAAUAAUACGGGACAAAUCCCUGGUAACCUGCCAGACCCAUACUACUGGUGGGAGGCCGGUGCCAUGUUUGGAACCAUGAUCGACUAUCAGUUCUUGACGGGGGAUAAAACAUAUAGCGACGUCACGAUACAGGCGAUGCUUCACCAGGCCGGUGAGCUCAGGGACUUUAUGCCAAAGAACCAGACCAAGACGGAAGGAAACGACGACCAGGGCUUCUGGGCCAUGGCGGCCAUGAGCGCCGCCGAGAAUAGGUUCCCGGACCCGCCGCCGGGUCAGGCGCAGUGGCUGGCGCUCGCGCAGGCCGUCUUUAACCAGUACGUCACGCGCUGGGACACGGCCACGUGCGGCGGGGGGCUGCGGUGGCAGAUCUUCACCUUCAACAACGGCUUCAACUACAAGAACUCUAUCUCCAACGGCUGCUUCUUCAACCUGGCCGCGCGCCUGGCCCGCUUUACGGGCAACCAGACGUACGCCGAGUGGGCCGAGCGCGUGUGGGACUGGACCGAGUCGGUCAAGCUCAUCUCGCCCGAGUUCGACUUCUACGACGGCGCCUCGGUCGAGUCGGGCAUCAACUGCACCAAGCACGACGUGAUCCAGUGGUCCUACAACGCCGGCAUCUUCCUGCACGGCUCCGCCUUCAUGUACAACAUGACGGGCAACGACAAGUGGCGCAGCCGCGUUGACGGCAUCGUCAACCGCAACAGCGAAAUCUUCUUCAACGGCACCGCCAUGUUCGAGCCCGCGUGCGAGGGCGUCAACCUGUGCAACAACGACCAGCGCUCCUUCAAGGGCUACCUGACGCGUUGGAUGGCCGGCACCGCCGCCCUGGCCCCCUUCACCGCCGAGCGCAUCGCCGCCCAGCUGCGCGGCCAUGCCGAGCUCGUGCCCAAAGCCUGCAGCGGCAGCCCGGCCAAGGGGUUCAACGGCGUGCCCGGCACCGCCUGCGGCUUCAGCUGGGUUCAGGCGCCGGGCGUGCCCGCCUUUGACGGCGACGUUGGCGUCGGCGAGCAGAUGAACGCUCUCGGCGCCCUCAUGUACACCCUCGCCCUCCCCAGGGAGAGCACGGCCGCGCCGGGCGGCGGCGGAAACACCGGCGGGGGUGACCGGGGCGGCGGGGGUGGCGGUGGCAACGGCGGCGGCGGUGGCGGGAGUGGGGGUGGUAGCAGUGGGGGCGACGACGAGCCGCCGAUGGCGUUCGUGCCCGUCACGGGCGCCAACGGCGGCACGUCCCAGGGCGACGUCAACGCCGGCCUGGCGGAGAAGAAGGAGGUGCAGUUUGAGCCCAUCACGACGAGCGGCAAGGUCGCGGCUGGGUUCCUGACGUCGGCGCUUGCGCUAAGCAUCACUGGCUUCAGCAUCUUCUUGAUCAUGUAAACCUGUCUCCUCCUUGUCCGCGCCUUUUUCUUCUAUUCUCUUCUUGGAUACCCCGGUUGCGAGAUGUAAUGAUCCGAUGGCUGGCGGUUUUGGUUUUCUGACCCUGAGCCUCAGUCAAAUGUACAAUUUUGUAGUUCAUGGUUUUAGCAUAGCCACCGUGUGGCCGGCAUGAAUAGCAUAGCGAUUUUUUCAAGGACAGAUGGCGGUAUUUACAGGGGACGUGAAGCACUCGGAUGUGCC